Molecule: messenger RNA, 1477 nt
Organism: Leucoraja erinaceus (little skate)
Lineage: Eukaryota; Metazoa; Chordata; Chondrichthyes; Rajiformes; Rajidae
Gene: parvg
Product: parvin, gamma
Exons: 13
Coding region: 387-1355 (322 amino acids)
Biological process (GO): substrate adhesion-dependent cell spreading; establishment or maintenance of cell polarity; cell projection assembly
Cellular component (GO): cytoplasm; actin cytoskeleton; focal adhesion
Molecular function (GO): actin binding
Source: RefSeq, a predicted model, not a curated record
GCGACUUCCAGUUUAAACCCACAAAGAACAAAGAAGAAAUUGCAAAGAUAUCAAAAAAAAUAAUAAUUUUCUUUGCUCAUCUUUAUUCAUCACUUUAUACGGUGUGCGACUAGACUUGUGACCAUCAGCCUCUUAAAGUUCUCUGCAAGAAUUAAAAGGACAAGGUUAAAUAUUUUAUUACCACAAAGUUCAUUUCCCCUUUAUGUACAGGGACGAGGCGGUUUUCAGUGAGGAAGGCGGCCAGUUGUUUCUGAUGGUGCAGAAUUCUAAGGAGCAGCUCCCCUGAAAACGAUCGGAACUCCAAAUAGCUAGACAACAUCAACGAAAACCUUCUCUGGUCCAAAGCUUCAUUGAUAUACUUGUGCCUGCAGGUGGAGCCCGGUAAUAUGGAUUCCGCGCUUCCGAACCUUGUUGCUGACAUUGAAGAAUUUACCAAAGAGUCUACCAAAAUUGAAAUUCCUCUCGGUGAAAGAAGAAAGGUUAUACAGCCUUCCUCGCUGAAGAGCCAACAGUUGGAAGAAUUAAUGACGUUUCUCAUUGAUUGGAUCAAUGCCACACUGAAGCAAGACCACAUUGUUGUUCAGUCGCUGGAGGAAGACCUGUACGAUGGACUAGUGCUGCACCAUCUGUUAGUGCAUUUGGGUGAAGUCAAGCUGGAUGUAGAAGAGAUUGCUCUGUCUGCCAACGCACAGAAAAAGAAGCUGGGUGCUGUGUUGGGUCGAGUGAACCAGCUUCUCCAAGUUACAGAGGACGGCAAUCGGAACUGGAACAUAGACCUGAUCCACAGCAAGGAUCUGAUAGCCACGUUACACCUCUUGGUUGCCAUCACAACGCAUUUCAGACCCAAUAUUCCCCUUCCAGAAAACGUGUGCCUGGAAACCCUAAUUCUUGAGGUUGACAAAACAGGAAUAAAAACAUCCAAACACUUGGAAUGUAUCACUGGGAAAAGGAAUGAAGAACAAAAUGAAGCAUCAGAAGCGGACACCAUUAAUGAACUCUUUAAACUCGGCCCAGACAAAGUAAAGGUGGUGCAACAGGCGUUGCUUCACUUUGUCAACAGGCAUCUGCUGAAGCUUGGUGUGACCGUAAAUGAUUUUAGCGCUCAGUUCUCUAAUGGAGUGAUAAUGAUUCUAUUAAUUGGACAGCUGGAAGGAUAUUUCAUUCAUCUGAGUGAAUAUUAUUUACGGCCCUCCGACGAGAAAGAAAAGCUUCACAACGUAUCUUUCAUGCUGGAGCUUCUUAAAGACAGAGGACUGUUGAAUUAUCCCAUCAAUGCCCAAGACGUGGUUAAUGUCGACCUCAAAGCCACCGUCCGCAUCUUGCAUUGCUUGUUUACGAAGUACAAGGACCAAUGACGGACAGCAGAGGAUUGCAGACAGCACCGAUGAAAACUGCAGCCAGGUCACCAGACUGAGGCAGAAACCAAAGGGAAUUCUCUUGUAACAUACUAUAAACAUCUUUGUGGCUCUGCAUCAAA